Molecule: messenger RNA, 4704 nt
Organism: Dipodomys ordii (Ord's kangaroo rat)
Lineage: Eukaryota; Metazoa; Chordata; Mammalia; Rodentia; Heteromyidae
Gene: Gpc4
Product: glypican 4
Exons: 9
Coding region: 589-2259 (556 amino acids)
Biological process (GO): regulation of protein localization to membrane; regulation of signal transduction; cell migration
Cellular component (GO): plasma membrane; extracellular region; synapse
Source: RefSeq, a predicted model, not a curated record
GGAGCUGAGAAGGGCACAGCCCCAGGGCUGAGGGCAGACUAAAGCCGAGCCCAGCGGACUCCAGCAGAGCUGAGCUGAGUGCGGCGAACGGGGGAACCAGCGCCCAAGGGGGGCGACCGGAGCAGCCACGCCAUCCCGAGCGCCCAUCGGACAUCGCCCACACCGGUUCGCGAUCUUGCGGGGCGCUCCUGCCACCUUCCCUUCCCUCUUCGCGUCCCUGCCCACAGCCGGGCAAGCCAGCUGGCACCGAUCGAUCGCUGCCCCGUGGAACCCCGAGGUCAUCGCGGCCAGUGUGCGGCUCUGCUCCGUUGGGCUUGCGCGCUGCUUCCACACCAUCCUCCUCCUUUCCAGUCGGGCGCCUUGGCACCCAAGGACCGUUGCCUGAUCGAGGCCCCGCUGUACUUUUUUUUUUUUUUUGCCCCUCAUCUCCUCCUCUAGCAACUCCCAACUCCGAUCCCGCGCCCCUGCCUCCCUCGGCCCGCUCGGGUGCGUUGCUUCCUAGAUUCCCGACCCCUCCUCCACCCUCCCCAGCCGCCGUGUGAUAGCGUCCUAAAGGUGGGAGCGCGUCUGUGCACCCCGGCUCGCACCAUGGCACGGGUCUCCUUGCCCGCGCUUCUUUGCACCCUCGCUGUGCUGAGCGCCACUCUCCUGGCUGCCGAGCUCAAGUCGAAAAGUUGCUCAGAAGUGCGACGUCUCUACGUGGCCAAGGGCUUCAACAAGAACGAUGCCCCCCUCCACGAGAUCAACGGUGAUCAUCUGAAGAUCUGUCCCCAGGGCUAUACCUGUUGCUCUCAAGAGAUGGAGGAGAAGUACAGCCUGCAAAGUAAAGACGAUUUCAAAAGUGUGGUCAGUGAGCAGUGCAACCAUUUGCAGGCUAUCUUUGCUUCCCGGUACAAGAAGUUUGAUGAAUUUUUCAAAGAACUCCUUGAAAAUGCAGAGAAAUCUCUGAAUGAUAUGUUUGUGAAGACCUAUGGCCACUUAUACACGCAGAAUGCAGAGCUCUUUAAAGAUCUGUUCGUGGAGUUGAAGCGUUACUACGUGGCGGGGAACGUGAACCUGGAGGAAAUGCUCAAUGACUUCUGGGCUCGCCUUCUGGAGCGCAUGUUCCGCCUGGUGAAUUCUCAAUACCACUUCACCGAUGAGUAUCUGGAAUGUGUGAGCAAGUACACGGAGCAGCUGAAGCCCUUUGGGGAUGUCCCCCGGAAAUUAAAGCUUCAGGUCACUCGUGCUUUCGUAGCAGCCCGUACUUUUGCUCAAGGCUUAGCUGUGGCGAGAGAUGUCGUGGGCAAAGUCUCCGUGGUGAACCCCACAGCCCAGUGUGCCCAGGCACUCUUGAAGAUGAUCUAUUGUUCCCACUGCCGGGGGCUCGUGACUGUGAAACCUUGUUACAACUACUGCUCGAACAUCAUGAGAGGCUGUUUGGCGAACCAAGGGGAUCUUGAUUUCGAAUGGAACAACUUCAUAGAUGCCAUGCUGAUGGUGGCAGAGAGGCUCGAGGGUCCUUUCAACAUUGAGUCGGUCAUGGAUCCUAUCGAUGUGAAGAUCUCUGAUGCGAUCAUGAACAUGCAAGACAAUAGCGUGCAAGUGUCCCAGAAGGUUUUCCAGGGCUGUGGACCCCCAAAGCCCCUCCCAGCUGGACGGAUUUCUCGUUCCAUCUCCGAAAGUGCCUUCAGUGCCCGCUUCAGACCUUAUCAUCCAGAGCAACGUCCGACCACAGCAGCUGGCACUAGUCUGGAUCGACUGGUCACUGAUGUCAAGGAGAAACUGAAACAGGCCAAGAAGUUCUGGUCAUCUCUCCCUAGCAGCGUGUGUAAUGAUGAGAGGAUGGCUGCAGGAAAUGGCAAUGAGGAUGAUUGCUGGAACGGCAAAGGAAAAAGCAGGUACCUGUUUGCAGUGACUGGAAAUGGCUUAGCCAACCAGGCUAAUAACCCGGAGGUCCAAGUGGACACCAGCAAGCCAGACAUAGUGGUCCUCCGCCAGAUCAUGGCUCUGCGGGUUAUGACCAGUAAAAUGAAGAAUGCUUACAAUGGGAAUGAUGUGGACUUCUUUGAUAUCAGUGACGAAAGCAGUGGAGAAGGAAGUGGAAGUGGGUGUGAAUACCAGCAGUGCCCUUGGGAGUUGGAGUACAAUGCCACUGACUUUGCAGGGAAGAAUGCCAAUGAUAAAGCCGACAGUGCUGGGGCCCAUGCCCGUGCCCAGCCCUACCUCCUCACUCUCUUCUGCAUCUGUUUCCUAGUUAUGCAAAGAGAGUGGAGAUAAUUCUCAAAUGCUGAGAUUUAAAAAAAAAGGGUUCAUUGUCAGAAAGUUAAAAGGCUCCAGAUAUAUCACUUUUCUACCAUCCUAGUGACUUUGCUUUUUAAAAAUGAAUGGACAACAAUGUACAGUUUUUACUACGUGGCCACUGGUUUUAAAAAAAUGCUGGCUUUUUUUCUCUUUCAUUUAAUGGGAGGGGGGACAGAGGCACUCAUACAGAAAGAUGCUCUCUGUCCCUCCAAAUCAUGUUAAAUGUGGCUAACAGUUAGGUACAGAACUGUAGUUAGUUGUGUGUUUGUGACUUUAUCACUAUUGUUUGUUUGUUUUUUUCCUCAUUUUGUUUGUGGGUGUGUUUUUUUUUCCUCCCAAUUAUGAUCUCACCUUGUUUCUUAUGAGAAAACCAGGGUCCUUUCUUGGCAUGUAACAUGUACGUAUUUCUGAAAUAUUAAAUAGCUGUACAGAAGCAGGUUUUAUUUAUCAUGUUAUCUUAUUAAAAGAAAAAGCCCAACAAGCCGUAAAAUUUCCAUUUAUCCCUGUUAUUUUACUAGCUGCCUUAUCUGCAAAGAAAUGGAGGUGAGAUGGGGUUUUUACUGUUAUUAAUUGAACACAGUAGGCACUUGGACCUUCUGAGCCACUUGUACUUACAAUCUGAACCACUUGUCAGAUUGUAGUCAAACAUCCAUACAACAAGAAUGGUAUAACUUUAUCACUGGUGACUGCAAGAGACUACAGAUGGCCCAUUUUGGUUGAGUUGGAUUGCAUAAGCUAAGAGUACAAUGUAGGUCCAUUUCUUAAAUCUGCUUAUACUGAAAGAGUACCUCCUCCGACGAAAAGAGUCUUGACAUAGACAGAAGGCAUUCGGGAUAUACCCAUUAUCACACGAUCGUGCUUGCAUUUCAGAAUGUGUUGUGUUGUUUUUAAACCAGGCUAGUUAGCCAGCCACUGUGUAUCAGUUUUCACAUCCAUGCUGCCCUGCUUUCAGUUUUUAUCCCAGUGGCAGCACUGAAUGACCAACAGUGGCAUCUGGUUCUCUGUAGCAGAGUGAGGCUGAUUUCAAACCCAGCCAUGUAAAGGAGCUAGCUAGAUGCUAGCCAGAAUUGGGGUACAGCUUUUGGGCUCAGGGAAUAGUUGUCAACUCUCGAAGCAAAGUUUCGGUCUAUUAUAUGUGCAUUUGCAUUGUUUCUAGAUCCCAGUUGUUAUUGUUGUUGUUGAUGUUGUUUUUCCUCCAAGAGAUGUGUCUGAGUCUUUUUCUUGCCCUGCCCACUCUGGUCAGUAAAGCAAAGGACUUGCAGUAAAUUGUAGGCGUGUGCUGCCUCUACCAGCCAAUCAGCUAAUUGUGGGAAGGGGAGAACAAGGUGUCCAGAUUUUUCAUUUAUUAAUGGGGGGAGGGGCAAUGGGAGGAGAUAGAGCUGAGAAGACCCAUCUUAUCCCUGACCCUUAGCCACUUGCAUGAACUGGCUGGCAAUGGCAACCGGCCCUAUCUAUUGUUCUAGGCCAAAGACUGACAAUUGCCCCUUACAACCCCUUUCUUGGUGUCCUUACCAAAAGACAGCUCACAAAACACUGAGAAUGUAACAGAUCGCUUUCAAGGAGAUUCUUCAGAAAGACUAAAAUUCUGCAAGUGUCUUCUAUUUAGGACAGCCAUGGAGAUCCCAACCAAUUUUAUAGAACCAAAAAACCCUCCAGAGAGGUUGUUUGUGUUAUUGUUCACUUUUCAGUUGUAAGAAUAAUUCUCUAUUUUUAUAUUGAAACAUAAUUACUUGAUAGCUCAGGGUCUACAUUUCAUUCAGUUUUUUUUGUUGUUGUUGUUUUGUUUUGUUUUAUUUUGUUUUUUUUUACACCAAAUUCUGCAGAAUGAUCAAAAUGGAAUCUUGGGGGCUGUUGUAAACAGAGGCUUGAUUUUAUUAGAAGUAGCCAGUUAUUUAUUAAAGCAUGAUGUUAAUAAAAUAGGCAUAUACUGGCUGGUGUGUGUAAGUGUUUUUUUGGUUUUUUUUGUUUUUUAAAGAAAAAAACAAAUCACAAAAGACAUAAAAUUGUGAAGGCACUCAUUUAUGUAUGAGGAAAAAUAGAUUAUAAGUAGCUAAGUGUGCUGAUAUUUACUAACUACCUCAGUUGUGAGGAAUUUCCCUUUUCACUUAGACUGCUAUUACUUUUUACUUGGUAGAAAUGAAUCUAGUCUCCAAAAUAUGGCUCAAAGAGUUCUCCCCAUAGAUCUUGUUAGAUUGUUUUUAAUUUAAAACCUUGAACUCUGACCAGCUGUUUUCUUUCAGUCAAGUUCUCUAAACCAAUAACAUUUUCCGAAUUAAAAAAUUCUUGAAGGUUCUUCUGGGCUCUUACUGAUUUGUUUUCUUUCUUUCUUUGCCUCCCCCUCCCCUGCCCCUCUUAUUAUUUAAAUUAUCUCUUGCUUUUGAACUUGAACUAUGAAAUAAACAAAUCAUAGAUUUUUUUCCA